This is a messenger RNA of Vanessa atalanta (red admiral), 4719 nucleotides long. It is a transcript of the gene Cdk5alpha, whose product is annotated as cyclin-dependent kinase 5 activator 1. Bases 26 to 1117 code for a protein of 363 amino acids. Gene Ontology annotation, biological process: activation of protein kinase activity; positive regulation of cyclin-dependent protein serine/threonine kinase activity. Gene Ontology annotation, cellular component: cytoplasm; protein kinase 5 complex. The transcript has 2 exons. Gene Ontology annotation, molecular function: cyclin-dependent protein serine/threonine kinase activator activity; protein kinase binding. Lineage: Eukaryota; Metazoa; Arthropoda; Insecta; Lepidoptera; Nymphalidae. The record is from RefSeq and is a predicted model, not a curated record.
CCACCGCGAGCCACACACGCGAUGCAUGCGGGCACCUAGCGGAUACACGCGCGCGGGCCUCAUGGGCACCGUGCUGAGCUUCAGCCCGCGAGAGCGGCGACCGCCCGCAGCCGCUCCACCGCCCGAUCGCGCCGCGCUCGCUUAUUCCUACGAACGACUCAACAACGCUAAGAACAGAGAGAACCGCGAUGAGCGUACACGGGACGAGCGUCGCGCCACCCUCGACGAUGCCGCCAAGAUUAUCUCAGAAAAAACCGCCCUCGAGAAAAACCUCAAGAAGCAUUCGUUAUUUAUCAACGCGCUAUCAUGGAAGAGGUUCUCAACCGCCAAUAAUAAUAAGAAAAAGUUAGAAUGCAAGAGCAAGAGCGUUUCGACGUUCCGAGCGCCCCUCACAGACAAUGCCCCACUCGAUAGGAACAAGAACGUCAGCGUCGGUGGUGCGAUAUACGCGCGGGCACCGGUGGCACCUCUUCCACCACCGCCGACGGAGGUAGCGCGCACUAAUGCGCUAAAUAACAAUGUGUGCUACGCGGAGAAGCUACCUACGACAGCAGUGGGGACGGCCCCGGUGCCGGCGCCGAGGAAGACGGUGAUACAAGCAUCGACAUCGGAGCUGCUCAAGUGCCUGGGCAUGUUCCUGCAUGCGCGGUGCCACCGCCUGCGCGACUUCCAGGCUGGCGACGCCGUGAUGUGGCUGCGAACUGUCGACCGAUCAUUGCUCCUGCAAGGUUGGCAGGACGUGGCGUUUAUAAAUCCAGCGAAUGUGGUCUUCGUGUACAUGCUUGUGCGUGAGCUGGUCGACGGGGAGCGGAUAGCCCGUCCACAGGAGCUGCAGGCCGUGGUUCUCACCUGCCUGUACCUCUCCUACUCUUACAUGGGUAACGAGAUUUCCUACCCCCUCAAGCCCUUCUUGGUAGAGGACUCAAAGGACAAAUUCUGGGAUCGUUGCCUUCUCAUCGUCGACAGACUGUCAUUUAACAUGUUAAGAAUUAACUCCGAGCCUGGUUUCUUCACUGAGGUGUUCACAGAGCUGAAGGCGUGUGGUGCUGUGGAUAGCCCCCCGCCGGCCCCUCCACACCCCGCCCCCGCGCCUCCACACGCUAUGACAGCUGCCUGACAUACAGAGGUUGCUGUGCUCAGGUUAGCACUAACUGACCGCCCAAGUCGUGUUUGAUGUCGGCUUUUUACUACAGAAGCUCUUGGUCAAUCGUCGAUUGUAAAGUGGACGACUAAUCACACGUAUAGAUAAUUUAGAACAAAAUUGAAUAUAAAUUAAUAUUGUAUAACCUCGUGUGAUCGAUGUAUGCAAGGCUUGUAUUAGACAAAAUUAAAUUUCUUUAGAUUCCUUUAACUAAAUUCCAAGGAAAGAAAGCCUUAUUUAUAUCAUAAAUGUUAAAAUAUAAACGAUCAAUUGCUAAGCAUUUAACGUUUUCAUAUGAUUGACCGAGAUUUUCUAAUGAAAGUAGUAUAAAACAAAACGGCGGUUACUAUAACAGAUCUAGACGAAAGCAUAAUAUUCCAAAGAUUUUAAAAUGUGAUAAUAGCAGAAAAAUGCAAUUAUUAAGAUCAUUUUAAAGAAAAUCGUAAAAUAUGACGAUUCAUAUAACACAUUACCGAUGCAGUCCCGAUUUAUAACUUAUAGAACUGUUUCACUUAAAAUAAAAAAGCAAUUUUACCUCAUUUUUUUAUUUAGAAACAGUUCUAUAAAUAACAGCCAAUCCAAACACUUGAUUAAAAACAUCUAUAAUUUCCAAUUUGACUUUCGAACGUAACGGUAAGAGAAUAUAAAAUGGCUACCCUCUCGUCGUACGUUUAGAAACAAUUGAAACGAUAGAUUAAUACGUUCACUUGUGAGCUCUUCACACUGAAUAGUAAAACUGUACUUUCUAUGUCUGUAUUAUGGUAGGUAAUUGUCUGAUAAUCUUAUUUUCCAAGCUGCUCACUCAUAGCGGCGUUCUAGUCCAAUAGCGCAGCGUUAGAUAGUAAGUUAAGAGUUUCGUAAUGUAGAGAAUGAUUGUAUUGCCAUAUAGUUAGAUGAUAUUAGCGAAAUGUCUGGCAGGCGGGAGGAUGCAAUAAUGCGGGAACACCGUCGUGAUUUACCGGGAAACCCUUCUAAAAUGUGUACGUACGUAUGACCGGCUCAAAGCGGAAUGACCUAUUAAGGCAAUGAAAUAUAUUGUAUUUAAAAAAAUAGGUGAAAUUUUGCGAAUGAUUAAGCGUUUUGUACAGUAAUAACGAUUAAAUAUAUUAAGUCCUAAAUAAUAGUCUAGUUUAGAAAAAUGGCAGGUAUUAAAUACGCCUGAAGUGACACUCGGUCUAAAUAACUAAACUUCAUAUAGCUUAAUACUUGAAAUAAGAUACUUAUGAGCUCAGACUUUUAAUAUUGAUGUCAUAGUUACACUAUAAUGAUAAAAAUGUAUACCUUAAGAUAUUGUUCUUGAAUUUAUCGCACUUAAUAAAUAUUUACCAAAUCGUUUGUUUUAAAGGUUAUUAAUAAAUAAAAAUAAUUUAUAGGGCGUGGCAUUUCCAAAUUAUGAGGAAUAUUAUAUUAAUACGAUUUGUAAAUUAUGAGUCUAUUAUACGAAUAAAAUAACAAGAAACCAGACUGAAAAUUGUCAACUAAUAAAUGUUCGCCAUAUGGUGAAGUGUAAAAUGAGAUCUUACGAACAUUGAGGUGUCUCGAUACUGAGUGUACCAUUUAUGAGGCUUGGUGGUGGAACAGCUACCGUUUUUAAUUCUGUGCAUGCGAUUGUUAAAUUUUCUAUAACAUUUGUUAUAAGGUAUGCUUUUUAGUGAAAAUAUUGUAAAAAUGCAGCAUUGUUGUGACACGUGUUUCCGUUUUAAAUGUUUGCUUUCAUUGGCAAUGACAAAUUAAAAGAUUAUUACUUAUCUUCUUAAAUUAUUCUAUAGAAAAUAAAGCGCGUGCAACUUUGUCCACGUGGCCGAAGUUAAACGUCAGAGGCGUUUCACUAAAAGAUAAUAACUCUAAGUACUGAAAUUCAGGCAAAUAAUUAUGUCCAUUAACAUUUUAGAGAUUUUAUUAUAAAAUCACUAAAGUACUUACGAUCUCUAAAGUAACAUUUGCAGCAAGCGAAUACUAUUCCAAGACUCAGACUUUUAAUGUUGUAUGUUCUAACAAAACACACGUAAACUUUGUUACGAAUUUUGUAAUAGUAGAGUAUUAAAAACGAAGUUAACUGUGAAAACAUUGUUGCCAACUGUAUGAGGUACAUCUUCUAAUGUCACUGCUCCAUUUGCGUCCUUAGCCCUUUACAGUAUAUAUAAUUCAUAUUACUAAACAUAUACCUUAGCAAAACGCAACCAUUCCUAGUUCUUUGUGCGCAGUUACCUUUCCUACUUGUUGGAACUGUUUAUAAUUAUUAUCUGGAUCCGGUGGUCCUACACUUGAACUCUUUUCAGUUGUGUCGGAUUUGCCGUUAAAUCGGAUAGCAUGAGAUUACACCCAAUUGUGCACAAUUAGCUAAUCUCCCCUGCGAAUGGCCGCGGUUGCUUAAAUAGGUCAGGAGAACGUCAUCAUAAAUUAUUUAUCUGUAGCUUAAAGCACAAUCGUUGAUACGAUCAUUAUAGUACAAUUGGAGAACUAACAAUAACGUUAUCGUCGUUGGAGUAGUAACUUUAUACUGGAAGAUACAGUAAGUGAAGAGAAAGUACUUUUUUUUUAAAUUCAAUAUUAUAAACAUACAACUUUCAAAGGGCUUAAAUCCUAAAACGAGGCCUGCAGCCAAGCGUAAAAAAGUAUUAUUAUGAAUAUUACCUUGAACAUGGCACAGAUGACAUAGUUCUAGAAAAGACUAACGUUAUUGAAUUAUAUUUAAUAUGAUAAAGCAUAGUUUUCACUGAAGAAAACAAAAAUGUUGCAUAAAAAAGUUUAUAUAUUUAAACAAAUGAAUUUGUCUACAAGAAUGCUUAAUGCCCGGCCCUAUAACAUGAUUCAUAUAGAGGUUAAGAUUUUUUUAGUAAUAAAACCGAGUGUCCUAAUGUAAGGAAACUGUUUAGUCAAGUGAAUGUCAUAAGGAUAGAAAAGUAUUUAUUGAAUAAAAAUAAAAGAAUCUCAAAAAAAAUAAUAUUCCAAACUCUUAAUUAAUUGGGUAAAGUAGAUGUCUGUGAUGUUUAUUGAAUUUAAAAAGCUUUUGUUAGUGUUAUUUAAGAAUAUUGUUUUUUUUUUUGUUUUUUUAUUUUGCGAUUUUUGUUAUUCUAGUAUAUUGCCAGAUUUAAAAUAUAAGCUAACGAUUAGGGUGACCAUAUAAUUUGUUUUCUAAAGUGUUAUAAUAUCCCGUAGAAUUAAAAUAAUUUUGAUGCCGUCUUUAUGAAUAUGUCUUAGCAUUUAUUUUCUAAAAGUUUGUUAUUGUUUAUCCUGGCUGUUAUUUUGUAAUCAUGCUAAAUAAAAUUAAAAAAAAAAGAACCUCAUUCGGCCGUGUUGAGUGCUGAUUGUAUUAUUAUUUAUUUUAAAUUAAAAUGUGGAAUAAUUAAGAUAGUAAUGUACAUUCCAACUUAAUUAAUAAUGAUCUAUUAAAAAAUAAAAUAUAAGCCCCGAAAUUCAUUCAUGUCCCAAUGAUCUCCCAUAAAUAUAAUUCGAUAUUUGGAAGUGUGGAUGUGCAGACUUUGAAGGUAAUAACAGUUCAGGUACCUCUUCUAAUUAUUCAUGUAACUCACGUUUGUUAAUUAACCUACUGUAAAUAAAACCUUAUUAUUAAAAAA